This is a messenger RNA of Lachancea fermentati, 798 nucleotides long. NCBI's taxonomy places the organism in Eukaryota, Fungi, Ascomycota, Saccharomycetes, Saccharomycetales, Saccharomycetaceae. The record is from the annotation of a GenBank genome assembly.
AUGGGGAAAGUACUUGAACUGCCUGAAUGCUAUGAGAGUCUACGGCCAAGGAUUGAAAAAACUUUAAGACCAUUCAUUCGCAUUACGGCAGAGAAAGGAUCAACUGGCCGUUUUGACUGCAAAUUUGGUGGAGAUCCCUACUUUCCACUUGACGCAGAAUAUCCUUGUGAUGAAACAGGACACCCAAUGAAACUAUUAGCCCAAAUAAAUUUCGAGCAGAUACCUACAUUACCACUUUUUCCAACAUCAGGUAUUCUUCAAUUUUACUUAAGCGUAAAAGAUGACUCUUAUGGGUUUGACUAUGGUAAAGGAUAUGAGCAGAAAAAUUUUCGAGCACUCUUCUUUGAGAAACCAAUAAAAGAUGAGGAUAAGCUGAAGAAGGACUUCGAGUUCGCCAAGCUAUCAGAAGAAGACGAAUUUCCAAUCUUCAGUGGUUGCGAAGCAAAGCUGACUUUCACGAAAGAUGAAGAGUACAUGAGUAUUGGAGACUUCCGCUUGGAGAAGGAUUGCGGAAUAAAGGGAAAUGAAUGGAAGCCAGAGCUUGAAGAUUUCUAUAAUAAGUGUUAUGACGCGGCUUUGGGGCAUAAAAUUGCGGGUUAUCCCGGAUUCGCGCAGAAUGACCCUCGUGGUGAAAUGGAGCAACUUUCUGGAUUUACUCACCUGCUUUUACAAAUUGAUAGUGAUGAUAAAAUUGACUGCGAAUGGGGAGAUGGUGGAGUGGGAAACUUUUUCAUCACAGAAGAAGAUUUGAAGAAGAAAGAUUUUUCAAAAGUUUUGUACAACUACGACUGUUGUUAG